CAAGGCUGGCCGCUCUGUCAUGCUCGCUGUGCUACGUUCGCCUGUGCAACAUGAUUGGAGGGAGAAAAAAGCUGAUUGCAUUCGGCCUGAUGAUCGCCGUACUUGUGGCCGUUUUCGUGGUAUUAAUUGUAAUCUUCACGGUCAAUUCAGAUGUUAAGUGCGGUUCAAAGUUCGUCAGUUCUUCUGAACUGGGUCGGUAUGCGAAGGGCGCUGUGACAACGAACGGUCAGGAAUGUUCAAAAAUCGGUGCAGAUAUCUUAUCUAAAAACGGUUGUCGCGUCUUUGCACAGCAUGGGACUAGGCGGUGGAUUUCUUAUGACGAUAUGGGACGCAAAUAGCAAAACGGCGACCUUCCUGGACGCGAGAGAGACCGCCCCGAUAAAUGCAAAAGAGGACAUGUUCAAUGGCAAUGCUCAUUUAUCCAUGUAUGGUGGACUCGCAAUUGCUGUCCCGGGUGAGCUUAUGGGCUAUUGGGAAGCAUAUAAAAAAUACGGGAGGAUAACGUGGCCUGAGUUAUUCGAGCCUACAAUUAAAUUAUGCGAAACUGGAUCGCUCGUCAAUGAUUAUCUUGCCGAAUAUCUGGUCGAGAAGGAACCUAUGAUAAAGAACGAGAGCAGUUUGGCUGAAAUACUUAUAAAUCCUGACACUAAUAGAACGUGGAUCGCAGGAGAUCGAAUAAAGAGACCGAAAUUGGCGAAGACCUUGAAGCUUAUAGCGGAAGAGGGUCCCUCCGUGUUUUAUAAUGGCAGUAUCACUGACAAAUUAGUCGACGAGAUAACUAAGUUUAAAGGAAUAAUCACGAAACGAGAUUUUCAAACGUAUAGAGCCGUAUGGAGAAAGCCGGUCGCGUUGAAAAUGGGGAACCUGACAAUUUACAGUGCUCCGCCGCCAGGUUCAGGCGCAAUUCUAACGUUUAUAAUGAACGUCCUUCGUCGCCUGCUACCGGUUCGCGAUGAGAACAUAAUGUGGCAACGUAUAGUGGAGACCUUCAAGUGGGCUUACGCAAGAAGAACAGAGUUGGGGGAUUCUGAAUUUGUCGUCGGCAUAGACGAACUGCUCACCAAUUUAACGUCCAACGAUUACGCGGAAAUGAUAAAAAAUAGGAUUAAGGAUGAUCGCACAAGUCAAGAUCCAACAGAUUACGGCGCUAUCACCGCAACACUCGAGGAUGCAGGAACCGCACAUGUUUCCAUCCUCGCCCCCGACGGUUCUGCCGUCUCUGUUACGUCGACCAUCAAUCAGGUGUUGGGUGCGAUGAUACGCUCAGAGUCCACCGGUAUAAUAUUUAACGACGAGAUGGACGACUUCAGCUCACCUAACAUCACCAACGGCUUCGGGCUACCGCCGUCACCGGCGAAUUUUAUUCGGCCUGGUAAACGGCCGUUGAGUUCGAUGUGCCCGUCUAUAGUGGUAGAUCACAAGGGCGAUGUGAGAUUAGUGAUUGGUGCAGCCGGUGGCACGAAAAUCACGAGUGGCGUGGCGAUUGGGAUGCUCUUGAAUUUCUGGUAUGAUUACGACAUAAAGGAAGCGAUUGAUGCGCGCAGGCUUCAUCAUCAACUGCUGCCGAUGAAUAUCCAGAAUGAGAAAGAUUUUUGUCCAGUCACGUUAGAUUAUUUGAAGAAAAUCGGACACAACUCCACCACUUUUAGCGGAAUUGGUAGCGCGAUUACGGCUGUAUCGAAAGAAAAUGGAUUCAUAACAGCAAACUCGGAUUAUCGUCGACAAGGAACUACAGCAGGACUAUAAAAAUUAUUGUAUAGAAUUCACGCGGAUAACUUUAUACCCAAAGAUAACAUAACGGAUGGAGCAUUGAUUCUUUCUUUGCACUACCGUAAUUUUUCUUAAAUUGCAAUAACGAUUAAUUUAGGCAUACGGUUCACAAAUGCUCUCUACAGCGUAAAAUGUUUGUCUUAUCACAUCCUAUUUAUAAAAGAAUACAAGAAUAAAGUACUUUAUAAAUUACGGAAUUAUCCGCAGGCGAAUUAUAUGUGAUUAGAUAAUUGUUAUGUAAAUAAAAUUCUUAUUUUUAAGUUUAAGAGCCAAUUUAUAUUUCAAAUCAAAAUCAUUGGCAUAUGUGCCAAUUCAAAUAUGUGCCGAUUCAAAAUAUAUUUGAAUUA
Acromyrmex echinatior (Panamanian leafcutter ant) is the source of this 2117-nucleotide messenger RNA. RefSeq names its product glutathione hydrolase 1 proenzyme. Gene Ontology annotation, cellular component: plasma membrane. The record is from RefSeq and is a predicted model, not a curated record. Gene Ontology annotation, biological process: glutathione catabolic process. Lineage: Eukaryota; Metazoa; Arthropoda; Insecta; Hymenoptera; Formicidae. Gene Ontology annotation, molecular function: glutathione gamma-glutamate hydrolase.